AUGAGUGGAAACAAUUUGAAAUUGAGGAUGGACUUUCCUGUCCAGGAGGAGAAAUCAGUGAAGUUUCUUCAAAAAGUAAAAUCUUUUAACAAACGUUUUAACACCACGCAAGUUGAGUUGAAUUUCGAACUCAAAUGUCCCACUUCGAAUACCUGUACGGAUUGGCUGGAGAAAGUUUUCAACGAAGUUAUUGGAACUAUUCAACAGGAAGGAGAUGAGGCAGACAAAGUAAUCCUCGAGAUCUUUCUUGAAGUGAAUCCUAGCAUCAAGCCCAUAUUCUUGGGUCUUCGUUCUCUGAGGACCUUAACAGCGGAGGCAGUAAUUUCAGCUUUGGAGAAAGUACAUCAAAGUACAAUAGUUUUUAAUGCAGCCGAUGUCCUCAGUGUGCGAGCUUAUUUGCUUCAUCAAAUGGAAGGACGGGGAAAACGCCAUAAUCCUGGAAGGAUGAAUCUGGCGGAAAUGAGGCAGUACAAGCAGAAAAGCAUAGUAGACAUCUCUGGGCCAACUAAUUGCUUACCAACCUCAAUUGUUGUUGAUUCAUAUUGCCGUAAUUGCACCCCCGUGGAACAUGUUUUUGAGAGCGACAGCAACAGAUCAGCGGUAGCAAAAUUUCUAGAUUAUGUACUUACCUUUAGGCCUAUGCCCACUGUUGCUAUCGCUCACAAUGCCAAAGGCUAUGAUGCGCAGUUCAUACUCGAAGAACUGUGUCAGAGGGAAGAGAAGAUCGAACCUAUUCUACAAGGUUGCAAAAUAUUGUAUGCGAAAGUUAAGGGAGUCACAUUUCUGGACUCCCUAUCCUUUAUUCCCUUCCCUCUGUCACAGUUCUCAAAGAGUUUUGGACUGCCCGAAUGCGAUAAGGGAUAUUAUCCCUACAAAUUCAACACCACGGAAAAUCGCUCUUAUAUUGGACCUUAUCCCCCAAUUGAAAUGUACCCAAUUGAAUCCAUGUCCUCCCAGCAAUAUGCCGAGUUUUUAGAAUGGUAUGAGCAAGUCAAAGAACUCCCCUUUGACAAUCGUAAAGAACUCAUCCAUUACUGCCGUCAAGAUGUUAAAAUCCUGAUGAUGGGAUGCCUCAACUUUAUGCACUCCUUUAUCGAAACCACAUCUUUGAAUCCAUUCUUGCAGGCUAUCACCAUAGCUGACGCUAGCAAAAUUUCUCUGAAAUGGCUCGUGUAUAUGAAGGAAACUUCCCAUCCCAACAUAAAGUAUGAGGUCAAAAUUCGCGGAUCUCGAUAUAUUGCUGAUGGGUAUGAUGAGGCUUCUAACACUGUGUAUAGUUUUGAGGGUUGUUUCUUCCAUGGACAUACAUGCUUUCUAAAUAGAGGGCAUGCAUUCUCAAAGAAACCCAAUGAUAACAUGCAGAGUCGUUAUGAGAGCACUCUAAAACGAUUGGAUCACAUUCGUCAAUUGGGGUAUAAUCUUGUUUCAAUAUGGGAGUGUGAAUUCCGUCGGAUGUUGGAAGCAGACCCUGUGCUUGCGGAGAGACUAAAUAAUCACCCUGAAGUUGUAGAUUCAGGGUUUGAUUUGCGAUCAGCGGUUUACGGGGGCCGAACUGAGGUAUUCCGCACAUAUUACAAAUGUCGCCCCGGGGAUAAAAUUUAUUACUAUGACUUCACGUCACUCUACCCGUGGGCAAACAAAUAUUCGAAGUAUUUUGUCGGGCACCCAAAAAUUAUCAAAGACAUCCCAAGUCAGGAGGAUGUAUUGAAGCAUGAUGGUGUGGUGAAAUGCACCAUUCUCCCACCAAGAGGCCUUUACAUCCCCUGUCUUCCAUUCAGGUGCAAUAACCGACUCUUCUUCCCUCUCUGUCGAAAAUGUGCGGAAGAACUCAAUACUGAUCGAUGUCUCCAUUCAGACGAUGAAAGAUCCCUCACAGGAAUAUGGUCCAUCGAUGAAGUCCGUCUCGCUGUUGAUCAUGGCUACGUCAUCACGAAAUGCUUUGAAGUUUGGUCAUACAGAACUUCACAAUACAAUCGCGAGACAGGCGAACGUGGUCUUUUUGCCGAUUACGUCGAUAAUUUUCUUAAAAUUAAGCAGGAAGCUAGUGGAUGGCCCUCGGGAGUUGAAUCCGAAUCCGAUAAAGAUAAUUAUAUCAGCGAAUUCUUUGAAAAUGAGGGGAUACAGCUUGAUAAAGACAACAUACGCGUUAACAAAGGCAUGCGUUCUCUUGCAAAAAUUAUGUUGAACAGUUUGUGGGGCAGAUUCAUAAUGCGGGAGAAUUUCACGAAAACUACAAUUUGUAAUUCUCCUGAGGAAUUGAAUGCACUUCUUUCAUCAGAAGCAAUUGAAAUUGUACAAUUCUACCCCGCAAGCGACAACCAAUUUAUUGUUUCAUGGAAGCACAUUCAUGAUUCUGAGCCUCCAUCGAAAUAUGUAAAUAUGGGUGUCGGAAUCUGCACCACAACCAAUGCAAGGAUCAAGUUGUAUUCCAUCUUAUCAAAGAUAGGACAUAAUAUUUUUUAUUGUGACACGGAUUCAGUCAUCUACGUAGUACCUGCAGGUGAAGAGAAUCCUCUUUCCACUGGUAAAUUUUUGGGGGAAUUAACAGACGAAUUGGCUGAUUUCGGUGAGGGAGCCUUCAUCGAAGAAUUCCCUGAUUCCCACGCUGCUGUCCCCUUCCUACGACAUGUCCAUGGAAUGUCCGAGGACAUUUACAUCACGCUGCUGUCCCCUUACUACUAA
Phlebotomus papatasi is the source of this 2682-nucleotide messenger RNA. RefSeq lists its product as uncharacterized. Gene Ontology annotation, molecular function: nucleotide binding; DNA-directed DNA polymerase activity; DNA binding. The coding region runs from base 1 to 2682 and encodes 893 amino acids. The record is from RefSeq and is a predicted model, not a curated record. Gene Ontology annotation, biological process: DNA replication. The transcript has 5 exons. Lineage: Eukaryota; Metazoa; Arthropoda; Insecta; Diptera; Psychodidae.